Molecule: messenger RNA, 1866 nt
Organism: Aspergillus alliaceus
Lineage: Eukaryota; Fungi; Ascomycota; Eurotiomycetes; Eurotiales; Aspergillaceae
Product: transcription factor domain-containing protein
Exons: 3
Coding region: 1-1866 (621 amino acids)
Biological process (GO): DNA-templated transcription; regulation of transcription by RNA polymerase II
Cellular component (GO): nucleus
Molecular function (GO): RNA polymerase II cis-regulatory region sequence-specific DNA binding; zinc ion binding; DNA-binding transcription activator activity, RNA polymerase II-specific
Source: RefSeq, a predicted model, not a curated record
AUGGACCGUCUCUCUCAGCCGACUCGAAAACGCCGACGACCGGCUUACUCAUGCACCGAGUGUCGUCGUCGUAAAGUGCGAUGCGACCGGAACCAACCUUGCAACCAGUGUACCGGGCACGAUGUGGCUUUCGCCUGCACGUAUGAGGAACACCCCCGUAGUCUCGCUGUAGGGCAGCAAAAAAGACAAAUACAGAGGACUCCGGAGGAGCUCCCCUCCCCUGAUACGUCCCUACACAGCUCAGCCACCUCGAACCAGAUCCGGGGCACUGUAUCAAAGACUAGGGUUUUUGGCCGCGGGCAUUGGAUGAACACCGUUGCUAGGGCGACAAAUCAUGGCCCUCAGGACAAGAUUGCAGAGAAAGUCAACCAGUGUAAACAGCUGUCUCGGGAUGUCAAGAACAAACGCCCAAGUCGCGGAUGCCUCCCAGCUGAUCUCCCUCGAUCCUUUCCUGGCCACCAGGUAAUGGGCGAACUCAUCGAGCUCUAUUUCGCUACCUUUGAGUCCUGCUACCGUAUUCUUAAUCGCCCCUCGUUUCAGAAAGAAUAUGAGGGCUAUAUCAAUGAUUCGGAACCGCCGAAGAGCCCCUUUAUGCUACAGCUUCUUCUUGUGAUGGUUCUAGCAAGUACGAUACAUGGCGAUGCUAAUAUCCGUAGCCAGAUAAUGACAAAAAGCUCGACCUGGAUCCAUAUUGCUCAGUCAUGGCUUUCUGCGCCGUUGGAAAAGGAUCGCUUGACGCUAGAGGGUAUUCAAACCAAUUGCUUGCUACUUCUUGCCCGCCAGGUGACUCGAAUAGGAGCCGACUUGGUUUGGAUCUCGGCGGGCUCACUUAUCAGAAUGGCCAUGCAGAUGGGCUUACAUCAGGACCCUGACUAUCUUGAAGAGAUGAGUAGGCAGCAAGAGGAUAUUCGACGGCGACUAUGGUACACCAUCCUAGAAAUGAACGUACAGACGGCGUUAGAUUCGGGCAUGUUGCCCAUGAUAACGGACACGGACUAUAAUACCCACCCGCCGUCCAAUGUCAGUGACAAUGACCUGGAAGGUACAAUGCGCGAGCAAUCUCAAGAGGGGGGUCAUUCGAAUCAUGUGUCAUUCCAGUCAUUGCUGGCAGACUCUCUUUCUCUCAGACUGCGCGCUACCAGAGUCAUAAACAGUCUACAAGAUGAACCACCAUACGACCAGGUUCUAGCGCUCGGAAAUGAGCUCGCAUCGGCUUGUAGCAAUGCUACCAUUGCGAUUGAGCAGGCCUCCACUACGGAUUGUGGGCGCUCUGUAGGAUUUGCAUCCAGCUUUUGCAACCACCUCCUUCGUCGUUUCCCUUUGUGCCUCCAUUACCAAUAUGCGGUGAAGGCUAAGAAAAGUCCGAUUUACAGCUACUCCCAGAAGGUCUGUCUCGAAGCCGCUCAGGAUCUAGUUUUAUUCCUUGAAGACGAUCAGUACUAUCGCCUUCUCCUCACCGGUGGUGGCAUGUUUCGUGAUAUUAUCACGCGGGGGGCGUUGCUCCUGUUUCUAGAACUAAACCCAGAGCCCCAAGAAGACAAUUCCAGUUUUGCGAGGCGACGGAGGCGCGCUCGUCAAGAACCACUGCUUCAAGAUGCUAGGCGCGUUGUACAAUACGCAAAAGACAGAAUGCGGCACGGCGAAACGAACGUGAAAGUAUAUGUAUGCCUUAGUAUGAUGAUGGCCCAGGCGGAGUCUCAUCUGGAUGGACUGCCUCCAAAAGAGGCCAUUUCGAAGGCUCUGCAUGAUAGUCUAGACAUAUGCCAUAGACUUUUGGAGCAGAGGGUCGCUGAUGCCUGCACAAGUCCCACAGAUCCUGUUCUCGAGUCUUGGGCAUCAAGCGGCAUGGUAGGCCAAGUUACUUGA